Molecule: messenger RNA, 2109 nt
Organism: Fonsecaea multimorphosa CBS 102226
Lineage: Eukaryota; Fungi; Ascomycota; Eurotiomycetes; Chaetothyriales; Herpotrichiellaceae
Exons: 1
Coding region: 1-2109 (702 amino acids)
Source: RefSeq, a predicted model, not a curated record
AUGAAUGGCCUCGAUACAGCCACAGGCAUUGCAGGCCUGUUGACCUUGGCCUUCGCCUGUUUGCAAGGUUGUAUCAAAGGUUUUACGCUGCUACGCCGAGCGCGUAGCCACGACCGUGAUGUGAAGGUAGUAAGCUUGAUGAUCGAGCUCGAAGAGCACAAGCUUCAGACAUGGGCCGAAGAAGUUGGCCUGUUCGAUGAUCCGCCAAACCUUCGGAUGAACGCCCGAGAUGCUCGGUUGGUACCAAAGAUCUUGGAACGACUGCAGAAUCUCCUUCUAGAUGUGAACGGGCUCAAAAAACGAUACAAUCUGGACAUUAGAGAGGGCACAGAAAUGCUGGACCCCGACGAGUGCAAUUCCGUCGAUUUCAGGCUACCUCCGCAGCAGCGAAAGAGCCUGUCAAAGCUAUUUGGACACAAACCAGGCUGGAGGAAGUGGACAUGGAUUGCCUUUGAGGAGAAGAAUGUUCGCAAAUUGAUGGAGGAUGUCAAAGUCUUUGUCGACCAGCUACGGCAAUUCCUUGAGCACGAAAGACAGAUCAAGAUGGAACAGAGAUUUGACGUAUUCCUGCGGACAACUGUCGUCAAAACUGCCAACGAACAAGAGCUAGGUGUCAUUGGUCGCGAUCACAAUUCCUCUUUCUCCAAGGGGGCUGUUCCCGCUGCUGCUCGCUUGAAACGACAGGGUCUUCUUCUCGGGGUGACAGAAACAUGCACAGACAGUCACUCAACCAUCCGAGGGCCUGAUCCUCGGAGGACCCCUACCAACAGAGACUUGCACUCUUCUCUCUCCACCGUCUCAAUCGCAACAUCACCUUCGGCCUCGUCGAUGUCGAUGAGGCUGAACUCGACGGAGCUCGUCUGCGAUUCUUCGCGGACGGAGGGCAAUCGGUAUUUUGCUUGGUAUGCGCGUGAGCCGGUACUUCUCGAGUGGAAGAGCGGUGGAGGCAUCAAGCUCUUGCAGCUCGAGAACCGACUGGACCGCGUUUCAGCCUUUUUGCACGAACUUGAACCGUCCUUCCACAGUCUGCCUUGCCGUGGCUACAUCAAAGAUUGGUCCGCAAAGGACCGAUACGCCUAUGUCUUUGAUCUUCCUUUCAGCGUCUACCCUCCAGCAGUGCAGAAAAGCCCUGUCAGCAGACACAUGGAUCCACCAUCAUUGCCUAGUAUGUACACCUUGCGAGAUAUGCUAGAACGACCAAUGGAGACCCCGUCACUCAAUCUUCGACUCUCCUACGCCAUUACACUCUUGGAGACUUUGCUUCAGAUUCAUACUGCCGACUGGCUGCACAAGGAGCUUCGGUCCAACAACAUUCUCUUCAUCCGAGGACCACAAUCGAACAAUGCAUCCGAUGAAGAUAUUUUGCUUUCCCCGAUCUACGUCGCGGGCUAUGUCUAUGCAAGAGUAGACCAUCCAAACGAACUUACGGAGCCUACCGGGUCACACUUUGAAAACAACCUUUAUCGUCACCCGCUGUCUAUGGGCAGCUCUAGGGUUUCAUAUCGCAAGAGCUUCGAUAUCUUCAGUGUCGGUUGCGUCCUGCUUGAGCUGGGACUGUGGAAAACCCUGCCAGACAUUCUGCGGAGUGGAUCUAGGGACUUGCAGCGUGGCGUGGACGUACCGAAUGCUACCUAUAAAAGUCCGAAUGUCUCAUAUUCGUCCUCAUCAGUCAUGCUCACGCCAAGAUCAUCAUCUCACUCUAUGACUAGACAGAGUCGUGGCAGUCUAAGGGAGAGGCAGAGCCGUGAUUCAAGGCUGCAGAGGAGUGUUCACUCUGUCGAUCAAGAAAUGGCUGAUGACAGCCCGGCGCCUGAUUUUGACCUUUUGGAACUACGACAUCAGCUACUUCUCUCCAAUUUGACAGAGGGGAGCAGUUGUCAGGUGGCCACAGCAAGGAAUGCCUCAUCUAAUGACAUUCUCAAGUCGCUGAAAGCGGCCGCAGGCAUUGGAUAUGCAGGGAUAGUCGAGAGCUUCCUGGGGGUUGUUGAAAACAUGAAGGCGACGGGAAGCAACGCAGACCUUUGGGGACACAUGGAUGAGCACGAAUAUGCUCUCAAGCUGGAGAUGGAAUCUCUCGACUCUCUCAGGGCCAUUGCAAGAGUCAUCUGA